Trematosphaeria pertusa is the source of this 1577-nucleotide messenger RNA. RefSeq lists its product as uncharacterized. Gene Ontology annotation, biological process: endoplasmic reticulum to Golgi vesicle-mediated transport; positive regulation of GTPase activity. The transcript is spliced from 3 exons. The coding region runs from base 309 to 1577 and encodes 422 amino acids. Gene Ontology annotation, cellular component: endoplasmic reticulum membrane. Lineage: Eukaryota; Fungi; Ascomycota; Dothideomycetes; Pleosporales; Trematosphaeriaceae. The record is from RefSeq and is a predicted model, not a curated record. Gene Ontology annotation, molecular function: GTPase activator activity.
CCGUCCAAGGUUUGUCCCCGGCCGGGCGUUUGGUGGUUUGGCGUUGAGGAUGGUGCGUGCCAAGCGUCGCCGGUUACGUACGCGGCCAGCUGGGAGGGAAGUCGCGAGUGUUUCGCGUCCGGCCACAGCGCACGACGACCGCCCAGCAGCAUGCCACGACACCCACCACCGUCGCCGUCCCGCUCCGCCCUCGCCCUCCUCGCUCUCGCCCCAGCCCGCCCACGCCCUGCUGCUCCCCCCGAGCGAGCCGAGCGCUGCUUAUCGCGGCCGCUCGACAUGCCGGCACCGCCAUCGCCAUCGCCAUCGCCAUGUCCUCCCGAGCACCCUCGCGCUCUGUGAGCUCUGCCAGCCUGCCCACGCGCCGCGACACCCCCGUGCCAGAGCUCUCGCCAGCCGAGAAGGACAAGUCCGCCCACAUCAGCGCCGCCUGCCGGGUCCGCGACCUGCCUGCCCUGGUCGAGCUUGCGACCAGCACCCACGGCCUCGUGAGCGACAGCCUGCGUCGCACAGCGUGGCCUCUUCUGCUGGCAUGUAGCAACGAACCGCCCAGCGACACCCCAUGGACGGAGCUGCCCGCUCAUGCAGACGAGCACCAGGUUGCCCUCGACGUCAACCGCGCCUUUGUAUACUAUCCCCAGAAUGGGCUAAGCCAGUCAGAAUCGGAGAAUCAGCUCGACCGGCGGAAGGAACAGCUCUCCGCUGUCAUCCUCGACGUCCUCCGCCGCCACCCAGCCUUGUGCUACUUCCAGGGCUAUCACGAUAUCGUGCAGGUCUUCCUCCUGGUUCUCGGUCCCCAAGACGCGCCUGCUGCAGUCGCCCGCCUGAGUCUGCUGCGCAUCCGUGAUUUCAUGCUCUCGUCGCUCGAUCCCGCCAUCGCCCACCUCCACCUGCUCCACCCAAUCAUCCAUUCUGCCGAUCCCGUCUUGUACGACCACCUCCCAAAAAGCCAGCCUUCCUUCGCCCUCGCCGGUACCAUUACUAUGUUCGCCCACAAUAUACAGGAUUAUGGUGAUAUCGCAAGGCUGUUUGAUUUCUUCUUGGCCCGCAAUACUGUAAUGCCCAUAUACUUUUUCGCCGCCGUCGUCCUUUCGCGGAGGGAAGAGAUGCUGGAAAUUGAAAAGGAGGACGUUGACAUAAUGCACGUGGUGCUAGGCAAGCUACCGCAGCCUUUCGACGUCGAAUUCCACAUCGCGCGUGCCCUCGAGCUCCACGAGCGGCUGCCCCCUGACUCGUUAGGGAGUUGGGCGUGGUGGAGGAUAUCGUCAUCAAGCGUCCUGAAAACACCCUCGACGCCCCUGGAGUUGAACAACAUGUCGUUAGAAGAGGGAGAGAGACUACUCCAGCAGCAAGAGAAGGAAGUACGGAGACAGCAGGCAUUCAAGAAAGCUGCUACGAACGCCAAAUACAUUAGACGCAGACUAUGGUACUACCGACGCCACGGAACCUUUGGUCUUGCCAUCGCUGUGGGCGUAUACGCGUUAUGGCUCGGCAGGAAUGGAGACUUCGCUACGCGGUAUAUGAAUUCAAGGCCACUAAGCGACUUUCUCAGAAAGAUAAUGGGCGUUUUAUCAUUCUAG